Molecule: messenger RNA, 3450 nt
Organism: Nymphalis io (European peacock)
Lineage: Eukaryota; Metazoa; Arthropoda; Insecta; Lepidoptera; Nymphalidae
Gene: Rhau
Product: ATP-dependent DNA/RNA helicase DHX36-like
Exons: 12
Coding region: 253-3393 (1046 amino acids)
Cellular component (GO): intracellular anatomical structure; nucleus; cytoplasm
Molecular function (GO): G-quadruplex RNA binding; ATP binding; DNA helicase activity
Source: RefSeq, a predicted model, not a curated record
CAGUCAGUUGCAGUUCAUUAUAGAUAAUAAACCAUCAAUCGGAUGAGUGCGAAAUGCUGGAUGUCAAAACAUUAAAAACAUAGUUAUUAAUCAAUAGCUCCGGAUUCCCAGGGCUGAGUAGUACAAUUUUGUCUAUAAAAUCAAUAUUUGAAUAUCCAUUUGUUAAAUAAGGCCGACGAUAAUUGUAAUUUUUAAAAUCAUGCCUUAAAGUUGUUACCUCAAUUUAUUGACCAUCCAAUACGUAAAUACACAAUGUCCCGCGGUUUUAAUAACUGGUCCAGACCCAGGGGGUCAAGAGGAAAGCAAUGGGGUGGUCAAAGACAAAGAAUCGUCCCUCCGGGUCUACGAGGUAAAGAAAUUGGAAUGUAUUUUAGAGGACUUCAAGUGAAAAAACAAAAAAAGGAGAUAGUGAUUAACCUAAAAAUACCUAUUAUGAUUUUAACAUCACUGGAAACAAAUCUUAAGGCGAUAGCAAAAAUUGCUGCUCGCCAGAAUAUUUCUUUGCCCCAAAAUAGGAAAUCUGACAGUUUCAAAAAUAAUAUGCAAAUCAAAGAUAUUAAAACUGGAGCAUCUGAUGACGUAAACAUUCAAAAUGAAUCAUCCUCAGAUGAAUAUAAUGAAGAGAAGGAACAAAAAGUGGGAAAUACCUCAAAUAUUUCUUGUGAAGCUGGUCCUUCUACACUUUCUGAUUUUAUUCCAUUGAGUCAGGAAGUAGAAAAUGAUUAUGGUUCUGAACCAAAACUUUGUGCUUUAAGGCUACUAAGCAAUUACAAAUAUGGUUAUAAUGACAUUAUAACUGGAUCGUUUAAUGAUAAACUUGAUGAAUGUCUCGCAAAAGGUGUCAGUAUUAGUUUCGUGAAUUCUGACACUGCGAGACUCAAUACGGCUUUUUUUGAUGAAUAUGAAGACAUGAUACAAAAAACCGAUUAUAAAAAAAUGUUGACGUUCCGUGAGAAAUUACCAACAUAUACCAAAGCAAAGGAUGUAUUGAAUAUAAUCCAAAACAACCAAGUAGUUGUUAUUAGCGGGGAGACAGGUUGCGGGAAGUCAACUCAAGUACCACAAUUAAUAUUAGAUGAAGCAAUAUGUGCCAAAAGAGGAGCCAAUGUGAAAAUUAUGGUUACACAGCCGAGACGCAUAGCUGCGUCGUCAUUAGCUAUCAGAGUUGCCAAAGAAAGAGGCGAGAGCCUCGGUAAUUCAGUAGGUUAUGCAGUAAGAUUAGAAAGGGCCGAGGAGAGAGCUCGUGGAAGUAUUCAAUAUUGUACCACAGGUAUACUUUUAGCUGAAUUAGAAGUAAACCAGGGCUUAUCCGGGUAUAGUCACAUAAUUUUAGAUGAAGUACAUGAAAGAGAUGUACAUGUAGACUUGUCUAUGUGCAUGCUAAAACAAGUUCUAAAAAAGCGUCAAGAUUUAAAACUCAUUCUUAUGAGUGCGACUAUAGACGCCGAAAGUUUGUCGGGCUAUUUUGAUAAUUGCCCUCUAAUGCAUAUAGAAGGGCUAGCGUACCCAGUCCGAGAUGUUUAUUUAGAAGAUAUAUUGGGGUUCACAAAGUUCAGAUUACCACCAGAAAAAGUCAAGCAAACAAAUCCUAAAUGGAAGCAAUACAGAAACAGACAGUGUGAUCAAAUGGAAAAAGAUAUCAAUUACAAAGCUGAAAUUGCUCAAUGGCUAGAAUCAAAAAAGAAAGAUUUGAGCUAUGAUGUCUAUAAAACGCUCCAAGACUCUAGGAUUGAGGAAUUGAAUUUGGAGUUGGUUGUAGAACUUCUGAUUUACAUAUGCAAAGGUAAAGAAGGGGCGAUACUAGUGUUCUUACCAGGAAUUGCUCAAAUCACUAGUCUUAUGAAAUUAAUGGAUGAAAGUAAAUGUUUUCCUCGCUCAUGCUACGAAAUAUAUCCUCUACAUUCAAAGUUGCCCACGUUAGAGCAGCACAAAAUAUUUGAAAAGCCAAGAGGAAAUAUUAGGAAAAUUAUAAUAGCGACAAACAUUGCCGAAACAUCAAUAACGAUUGACGAUAUUGUGUACGUAGUGGAUUGUGGCAAGAUUAAAAUAAAGGGCCUGCACAUUGACCAGAAUAUAACAACUCUCAAUACUGAAUGGGUCUCUCAAGCCAAUCUACGACAAAGACGAGGCCGCGCUGGCAGAUGCCAACCAGGUAUAUGUUAUCAUUUAAUAACAACGUUCCGGGCACAAAAUAUCCCAGAACGACUCCUACCCGAGCUACAGAGGAGCAAUCUCCUGGAGCCGGUACUGAUGAUUAAGAAGCUUCGUCUAGGAUUAGCUGUGGAGGCUCUGAAAUUAGUGCCGUCACCACCAGCCGAAACGACUGUCAAUUGGGCAGUGAAACAUUUGCAAAGUUGCGGUGCUUUAGACGACAAUGAAACGUUGACACCUCUCGGCUGGCAUUUGGCGCGCUUGCCGGUACAUCCGGCUGCGGGCAAACUAUUGCUGUUUGGUGCCCUCUUCGGUUGCCUCGAUCGCGCUGCCAGUAUCGCUGCAGUGUGGGGAUUUAAAGACCCUUUCAUGCUUGUUAUUGGAAAAGAAAGAGAAGUCGAUAUUGUGAAACGAAAUAUGUCUCUGGGGGAACCCAGUGACCAUAUUGCAAUUUCCGAAGCGAUUCUUGAAUGGGAAAACCGCCCUCACUCAUCGAGACGGUCAUUUGCAUAUGAUAAUUAUCUUUCCAACAAUACUCUGCAAUUGCUAUACGAUAUGAAGAAACAGCUGGGUAACGAUCUUCGUCAGAUGGGAUUCCUGCCGUCGGGCAACAUAAGAUCCUCGUGGGAAAAUCGAAAUGCCCAAAACUUGAGUUUAUUUAAAGCUAUAGUUGCUGCGUCUUUAUACCCAAAUAUAGCUCAAGUCAAAUGGUCGAACAGUAGAAAUAUACGCAAGGUGCCUAGAUUCAAAGCAUUCAGUCCAGAAGAUGGAAAGUUAUCGAUACAUCCAAGUAGCGUGAUGGCCGGAGUGAGAGGCGGUGCACCAAUGACGCUAUGUAACAACCCUGGCGCUAACUGGCUUGUCUAUUGGUUGAAGCAACGGACGAGUGACCUCUUCCUUCUGGACGUGACUUUAAUAUACACAUUACCUUUGCUGUUUUUCGGCGAAUUUGCCGUUGAUACAGUCGAUCCCGAAUACUGUCUAAUCGCUAUAUCAACUACCAAAGUCCGUUGUCAGAGAGAAAGUGCUAGUAAACUUUUCGAAUUGCGAAGCUUAUUAGACAACGUACUAGCAUCGAAAAUUACAGAUACAAAUACUCAUUCGAUCCAUAAUAGUGAAUUUGAAAAUCAAAUCCUCAAUACUGUCAUUCAACUAAUUACAGCUGAAGAUGAACAGAUGGAGUACUUAAGUGACGAAAUACCAGAUUCUGACCGUGAAAGUGAAACUGAAGAUAAAUGGUAACAAUGUACCAAUCAAAUAUCAAUAAAACAUUGGUCUUGAAGCGUUUUUUUUAUUUGU